AUGAGUACUGAGGAAUGCCCACUUUUCACUGCAAAUGAACUAGAGGAGGAGGUCCUGACCAUGAAGAACAAAAAAGCACCCGGACCGGAUAGUAGUCCAAGCGAAGUGUUGUGUCAGGAAGAUGAAAAGAUGAAAGAUGCCGCUGUAGAAUGUGCAGCUGUUCCCAAUUCUUUAGUAUUUGUUGGUGCGAAACUAGUCGAAUCCCGCCGUUGGCGAUGUAAGUCAACGAAAGGAAAAGUUCCCAAGCCAGAUGUGAAGCCACCUCUCAGUCAUCCUAUCGGGCGGUCUUUCGGCACAUUCAAUAUAUACGAUUUUUUGCCUGUUGAAACUGGGUCACAAAUUGAGGGAACAUCUUAUGCAAAUGCGAAGGCUUUAGCGGUUCAAGGCUAUGCAACCGCUUUGAUUGCAUUCGGGGGAAUAUACAUUGAUCCAGAGGAAGAGUGGAAUAGUCACUUUUUAAACCGGGUCCUACAAGAGGGAAGAAAUCAUGUUCAAAACCUGUUAAAAGAACAUAGCGAAGACUUGCUAGAAGUCGAGCAGGUUCCUAGGUCCUUUAAUUUUUGUGGGAAUGCAAUGGAAAUUGGAGUUUCUCUACCUAUAAUUGUGGGAACGAUGAAGGCACCUAAUCCUAGGGUUUACAGCCUCAAAGUCGGACUUUGUAUGUUCAUGCGCAAAUAUAGGUACUGCUUACUCCGCGUUGAUGACCAAUUCUACCUCAUCUGGAGGAAACGUCCUGCCUAUUUUCUUUUUGAUUGCUACGGGAGAGGACCGAAUUGCUUCCGUGAUCCUGUAAAUGGAAGUGUGGCUUUGAUGUGUGUUUGCAACAUUGAUGGAAUCGACGCAUUGUUAACCCAUAUGUCGAGGAUCGGAUCAGAAUCAAUAUAUACUUUAUACGAAAUAAGGAUGACGCGGCUUACACCCUGUUGUGAACAACCACUGGUUCGCCGAGGAUCGGACAGGAAGCCAGAUUUUGAAAUGGUAUCAGAAAACCACGCCAUACUGCAAGGAAGCUAUCACAUUGCGACGAGUUGUUUCAAGGAAAGCCGUUUUAAGCAGGCAGUAGCAAUGGGGUUGAUAUCGAUUAUAUAUUCCAAAAUUGAUCCUCCAUGUACAUGGGAUGCGUCAAUCGUAGACAAGAUACUAUUCAAAGGUGACCAAUGCUAUAAAGAAUGGACACAAUUCAAUGCUGAGAUGUGUUUAGGGAUCGCAGACAUUCCCCGAAAAGUUUCGUUGGGCCAGUUCCUUGCCAAUAUAGUCAUUUUCCCUAUAGCGGUUUGCGGCAAUUGGAUUAACAUGCCGGACUAUGAAGCCUGUGAGAUUACUGGAGCUAUCAGGAACUUUUUCGAGAACCGUAAUUGUUCGAAUCUCCUAAUACAAGUGGAUCGCAGAGGAUAUGCCAUAUGGAAGCGCCACGACUUUUAUUACUUAUUUGACCCUUAUCCACGGAACAUCCUAUUGGCAACCAAAUAUGGGGAAAGGAAGAACGCGACACUUCACAUGUUUAACAAUUUGAAACAAUUAUGCUGUGUCUUUACCCAAAAUAUUAUCGACAUAUCCUUGCCGUGCAAAUUUUUUAUACACGUAGUGAAAAUCUUAGACCUAAAGAAAGUGAAUUUUCAGUCUUUGCCUGAAGACACAGCGGGUUCCUGUGUGAAUGACCAGUACACUAUGGACGUUCAAGAAACAGAGUCCUUGAAUGAAUCGAUUUAUGAUAUCCGAUGUGAACAGGCUUUUGAAUGUGCUGUUGAUGAAUUUGAUAUUGGCUACUGCGACCUGGAUGCUCCUCCUAUUUCUGAAACGCAGAAUCCUCCAGAGACUGAAAAAGUCAUAUUGAGUGAGUCUUCACUAACAUCCGAGGAUGAAGAUUUCAGAGAGGGUGAAGAGGAGGGAGAGGAGAUGGAGGAGGAAGAGCAAGAAGAGGAAGAAGAGAAAGAAGAUGAAUCUGAAGAAAGCGAAGGAGAAGAUACACCGAAGAAAAAACCAAAAGGCAGGAAACCUGGGAUGAAGAGGGCUAAAGGAAAAAGAGUAACCAAGGCCAGCGACACUUCUGAUGAGGAUGAGGAUAUGAGAGCGGAAAAAAAGGGCAUCAAUAAAGGAAAAAAUAAAAAGCCUGGGAAGAAGAGGGAUAGGGGAAAAAAGUCGACCAAACCCAGCGACACUUCUGAUGAAGAUGAGGAUGUGAGAGCGAAGGGGAAGGGCGGUCAUAAAGGAAAAAAUAAAAAGCAAGAUAAAAAGAAGGGAAAACGAAAGGGCGAAGAUGAUUGCGAUGGAGGUCCUUGUAGUUCUUCCGAUGACGACCAAAAAUCGGGAAAAAGUAAAAAUAAGGGUGGUAAGGGUAAAAGUAAAAAAUCCAGAAAGGAUAAAGAUGAUGAAGGUGAUAAAGAUAAAAAGCUGGGCAAGGGGGAAAGCAAAGGUAAAGAUAAGAACAAAGGUAAAGAUAAGGACAAAAAGACCGACAAGGAUAAGGAAAAAGAUAAGAGUGAGAAAAAAGAUGCUGACAAGAAAAAAGGAAAGGAUGAAAAUAAAGAUAAAAAGUCAGGAAAGAGUACGGCCGCAAGUUCUGCUGGCGAAGGCAAAAGUGGAGAAGAUGGAGGUAAAAAGAAACAUAAAGGCAAGGGCAAAGAAAAGGAAAAAGGCAAAGGUAAAAAUAAAGGCGAAGAUACGGGAAAAGGUAAAGCCAAGGGUAAAGAUAAAAGAGGAGAUGAAAGUAAAAAGAAAGGCAAGGAUAAGGGAAAGGACAAAGCUAUGGACAAACAAAAAAGGCCCAGUGAAGGAGAAGAUAAAAACAAGAGAAGUGAGAAAUCGGAAACCAGCAGUGAAACCCGUAGUAUUAUUUCGGAAGGACUAAGCAUACCCAGCCACGAAUCGAAGUGCAAAUUUCCACAAGGAACCGGAUGCAUACCAAAUAGCUAUCCGGGUUACACCCAUAUACCUCAUAACCUGGCAGUUGUUGGGUCGGAAUCAGGAUCAUACCAAAGCCUCUGUCAAUUGAUACGGACUGCAUUACAAGUAGCUGAUCGGGUUCUGACAAUGACUCCUUGGGGAAAUUACGUGGUAUUCAGGAGCAAGGAUAUUUACCUUCUUUAUGACGGUUGCACAUGCAAUCCAUGCCGUUUUCGUAAUAUCGACUUGGAAAUUGGCACUGCUGGUCUUCUUUGUUUCACCAGUUUACAUAAUUUAUUAAUGGAAGUAUUGAAGGGUAGGAACCGCCCACUAGCUGAUUCUAUGCGGUUGCCUACUGUAGAUGAAAUUUGUGCGAAAUAUUACUGA
Molecule: messenger RNA, 3270 nt
Organism: Hermetia illucens (black soldier fly)
Lineage: Eukaryota; Metazoa; Arthropoda; Insecta; Diptera; Stratiomyidae
Exons: 3
Coding region: 1-3270 (1089 amino acids)
Source: RefSeq, a predicted model, not a curated record